This is a messenger RNA of Danio rerio (zebrafish), 998 nucleotides long. RefSeq names its product translocase of outer mitochondrial membrane 20b (gene tomm20b). The record is from RefSeq and is marked provisional. Gene Ontology annotation, biological process: protein targeting; protein import into mitochondrial matrix; intracellular protein transport. Gene Ontology annotation, cellular component: mitochondrial outer membrane; mitochondrial envelope; mitochondrial outer membrane translocase complex. Lineage: Eukaryota; Metazoa; Chordata; Actinopteri; Cypriniformes; Danionidae.
CUUCCUCGUGUGGCUCCGCUGAGGGUCAUGCAGUGGCUCUGAUCGACGUGAUUAUUUGUAAUUUUCCGGUGUUUUUGCUUGCGGUUCUGUGUGGGUUUCUCUCGUCAUGAUGGGCGGCAGCAGCAGCAGGAUCGCGGCUGGUUUGGGCGCGGCGCUCUUCGUCGGUUACUGCAUUUAUUUCGACAGGAAGAGACGGAGUGACCCGAACUACAAGAACAAACUACGAGAACGAAGAAAAAAGCAGAAGGCAGCUCAGGAGAAAGCUGGAUUAUCAAGGUUACCAGACCUGAAGGACGCAGAGGCGGUUCAGAAGUUUUUCCUGGAGGAGAUUCAGCUGGGUGAAGAGCUGCUGGCUCAGGGAGACUAUGAGAAAGGUGUGGAUCACCUGACGAACGCCAUCGCAGUGUGUGGUCAGCCUCAGCAGCUCCUGCAGGUCCUGCAGCAGACGCUCCCUCCUCCAGUCUUCCAGAUGCUCCUCACCAAACUGCCCACCAUCAGCCAGCGUAUCGUCAGCGCUCAGAGCAUCAGCGACGACGACAUCGAGUAGCAGGAACUCCAGCCGCUGUACGACAUCACUUCCUGUCUGUCCUGAAUCUACAGUCCCGCCCCUUUUCCAUUCACGAACAGCGAACGCACAGAAGCGGAUCUAAAGCAGCAUCUGAGGAGGGGAACAGAAGUGAGAGACAUCAGUUUGGUGAUGGUGUUUCAGUGCGUUUGAAUGACAGAAGACAAGCAUGACCCGCUAACACUCAUCUAUUUGAGUCAUUUGAUUUACUAACAGUGUUGAGUUUUGGAAGUCAUUGAAUAUCGCGAAGGCUUGUAGACGCGAUGUUUACACUGUCUUUAGUCUGUGAUGGGGAAAUGGAGAAGUCAUUUGUCUGUGUUCAUGUAUUUAAGUUAUUUUUAUUGGCUGUGAGACGUCUGAUGUGGUGAAGCACGAUUAAAGGUGCUCGGAGUUUCCUCUUUUUUUAAAAUCCAAAUAAAUCAAUGUCGAAUAA